CCCCCACUUUCCUGAGGCUUUUAUUUUGGAACCGAAAGUGUGCUGCUGUGGUGAAAGUAAACACUAGUGGGGUAACGUGAGACUGCACGUCCUGAGCCAUGUUGGUGAGAGUAGCCGCCCGUAGCUGUCGCGUAACUAGAGGCUGCCACAGAUUGUGGUGUGGUGCUCCUCAGCUCACGGUCCACAUCAGAUGUGCAAGUGAAACUAAGGCAGGCACAAAGAGAUCUGAUGAACAGCAGCACUGGGAGGCAGCGAGCGAGCUGCCUUUUUCCAGAGCCAGGAUCGGAGCCUUUUUUCAGGAAAGGCCUGUGCUGAGGAAUCCAUUUCUAGAGGAUGCCUUGCUCAGAGGUUACCUGAAAAGACACCUUCCCCAUGAGGCUGCUCGCUCAGACUUGUGUGCAUUUGGAGAGCGCGUGGCAAAUGAGGUGGACACGUGGGGCAGAGAGUGUGAAAUGACCCCACCACAGCUGAUACAGUUUGAUCCCUGGGGUCAAAGGAUAGACCACAUAGUGACCUCUCCAGCCUGGAAACGCAUGAAAGACCUCUCAGCAGAGGAAGGACUGGUCGCCAUCGGCUAUGAGCGGUCAUUUGGGGAGUGGAGUCGUGUGUACCAAAUGAGCAAGUUGUACAUCUUUUCUCCCUCCUCUGGUCUCUACACCUGUCCUCUGGCCAUGACUGAUGGAGCUGCUAAAGUAAUACAAUCCAUAGGCGUAACAUCGCCGGUAGAUGAAGCCUUCAGUCGUUUGACCACUCGUGAGCCUGAAUGGUUUUGGACGUCUGGACAGUGGAUGACAGAAAGGCAGGGAGGAUCUGAUGUAGCCAGUGGCACAGAGACGGUGGCUGUACCCCAGUCAGACGGUACAUACAAACUUCACGGUUUCAAGUGGUUCACCUCAGCAACAGAUGCAGACAUGACUCUCACACUGGCCCGAGUGCUGGACGGCACAGGAGCCACCACUCCAGGCAGCAGGGGUUUGUCCCUGUUCUAUGCAGAGGUGAGUCGAGAUGAGAGUGGCCAGCUGAGGGGAAUAGAGGUUCAGAGGUUGAAGGACAAACUGGGCACGCGACAGAUGCCGACCGCCGAGUUACUGCUGGACGGGCUGCCGGCACACAGGCUUUCAGAAGAAGGGAGAGGUGUGGCCUCCAUCGCUAACAUGUUGACUAUAACCAGGAUCCACAACAGCAUCUCUGCAGCAGCUGCAAUGAGAAGGGUGGUCCAAUUAUCUCGUGACUAUGCCACUCGCCGCUCCGCCUUUGGAAAGGUUCUGAAAGAUUACCCACUGCACAUGCAGACUCUCGCUAGGAUGGAGGUGGAGACCCGCGGGGCGUUCCUGUUAGUGAUGGAUGUGUGCCGUCUGUUGGGCCGGGAGGAAAGCGGCAUAGCGACUCAGCUCGACACGUACCUCCUACGUUUGCUCACUCCUGUGGUCAAACUGUACACUGGAAAGCAGGCAGUGGCUGUGGUGUCAGAGGGUCUGGAAAGCUUUGGUGGACAGGGCUACAUUGAGGACACCGGGUUGCCUGGACUGCUUCGUGACGCACAGGUUUUGAGUAUUUGGGAAGGUACAACUAAUAUUCUGUCUCUGGAUGUUCUGCGCUGUGUGGCUCGCAGCUCAGGAAUGGUUCUUCAUGCUUACUUCGCACACGCUAAGUCGCUGCUUGCAGGUGCAUCCAGUGUUCCCUCGUUGGGCCCAGCAGUGAAUGCGGUGGAGGCUGCUCUCUCUGAACUGCACAAGUUUGUUCAAGUAGCAGCAGAGAGAGAACACGGCUACCUGGAGCUGGCAGCCAGAGACCUGGCCUACAGUCUCGCGAGAAUCUACGCUGGUGCCCUUCUUAUUGACCAUGCUUGUUGGAAAGGAGCCUCUCCAUCUGACACCUAUGCAGCUCUCAGAUGGUGUGAACAGGAUUUGUGUCCUGUGGUGAAUAAACAGGAGAGGGGCUGCUAUGACGCCAACACUCCACCACUUGAUGCGGCACUGGUGUAUGACCAGCCUUCACAAGAAUGAACGUUCUGUGCAAACAGAUACAGCUGACAUUUCUGCACCUAACUAUGCUUCUGACUCUGAGCAUGGACUGUGUAAUCAUGUGUGUAUGUGAACACUUGUGGAUUCACUACUCUUUGCAAUAUAAAACCCAUUUUUAGAGA
Messenger RNA from Solea solea (common sole), 2146 nucleotides. Its product is annotated as acyl-CoA dehydrogenase family member 11-like. The transcript is spliced from 15 exons. Gene Ontology annotation, molecular function: oxidoreductase activity, acting on the CH-CH group of donors. The record is from RefSeq and is a predicted model, not a curated record. Bases 99 to 2006 code for a protein of 635 amino acids. NCBI's taxonomy places the organism in Eukaryota, Metazoa, Chordata, Actinopteri, Pleuronectiformes, Soleidae.